This is a messenger RNA of Podarcis raffonei (Aeolian wall lizard), 721 nucleotides long. RefSeq names its product SH3 domain-binding glutamic acid-rich-like protein 3. Lineage: Eukaryota; Metazoa; Chordata; Lepidosauria; Squamata; Lacertidae. The transcript has 3 exons. Gene Ontology annotation, cellular component: cytoplasm. Bases 88 to 405 code for a protein of 105 amino acids. The record is from RefSeq and is a predicted model, not a curated record.
AGAGUUUUAUCCAGGACGGAGCAGAUAAAAUUAAAGUGGGCGGAGGAGGUGGAUGAACGAGGAUCGGGGCCCUUAGCCGGUGUGAGCAUGGGCACUAUUCGGGUCUAUUACACCAGUGUCACAGGCUCCAGGGAGGUGAAGCAAAGGCAGUCUGAUGUCAUUCGCAUUCUGGAUGGAAACCGUAUGAAGUACCAGUUAGUGGAUGUGUCCAUCAGUGAAAGUUUGCUGCAAGAGAUGAGGGACAAAGCUGGGAAGCCAGAUGCGAUUCCACCUCAAAUAUUUAAUGGAGAGGAGUAUUGUGGGGAUUUUGAGAUGCUGUAUGAAGCAACUGAAAAUGAAGAAGUUAGGAAGUUCCUGAAGAUAGGAAGGGUAGACAAUGUUGCAAGAGAAGGGAUUUCCAUCUGAGAUGUGUUUCUACAUAGAUAUUAAAAUAUUGUCCAGUUUUUGACUUAGAUGAAAUUUGUGAAUUCUGCGUGUCAAAAAAAUUCCAAGAUAUAAAUACCUUAGUUGCACAAAUGACAAAUCAGCUUUUUGAAUAACGUUUGCUUCAAGUGCCAUGCCGUCUUCUCUGUGAAACAACGUUCAGCAGUACCUUCUUCAGAAGGUCACUGGAAACACAUUGGUUUUAGCUAUGAAAAAACUUUUGAGUAUAGGUACUGGAAAAUAUUGCACAUCUGGAUGGAAUAUUAAAUUAAAACGGCAGUCAAAGUGUAUACAAAAU